This is a messenger RNA of Meloidogyne enterolobii, 331 nucleotides long. Lineage: Eukaryota; Metazoa; Nematoda; Chromadorea; Rhabditida; Meloidogynidae. The record is from the annotation of a GenBank genome assembly.
UUGAACUUGACCUUAAUGGUUAAUAAGGAUGCUGGAAAUAGUGGCAAUAAUAAUGAAGGAGGUUGUUCAACUUUAGGACAACAAACUAAGAAGCACUCAGUGACUUCUCAGACUUUUGCUUUGCAAGUUGAGACUUGUUGCUGUGAAGAUCGGUUGGCUAAAUUGGAAAGAAAAAGCAAAAAGAAGGAAUGUGUAUGUUUUUAGUUUUUUUGGUAAUAGUUGGGAGGUCGCCCCUUUCUUCCCACUUCCCUGACCAUUAUGAGAUUUGCUUGAAUAUAAUUUAUUAUAUGUCAAGCGAAAGAGCUCUUCGAACUGGGUCAAUGUUACCAUA